Messenger RNA from Dama dama (fallow deer), 3704 nucleotides. It is a transcript of the gene RAD21, whose product is annotated as RAD21 cohesin complex component. Gene Ontology annotation, cellular component: synaptonemal complex; cohesin complex. Lineage: Eukaryota; Metazoa; Chordata; Mammalia; Artiodactyla; Cervidae. The transcript is spliced from 15 exons. The coding region runs from base 288 to 2180 and encodes 630 amino acids. Gene Ontology annotation, molecular function: protein binding; chromatin binding. The record is from RefSeq and is a predicted model, not a curated record. Gene Ontology annotation, biological process: replication-born double-strand break repair via sister chromatid exchange; mitotic sister chromatid cohesion; synaptonemal complex assembly.
GGAGGCGGCCGCUGUGGCGGCGGCGGGAGCUGCUGCGAAGCUACACCGCACUAGGGCUCCCCUCCCUUUCCCCGCCCCCUCCCCGACCCUUUUCCCCUCCCCAGGCCACCCAGCCCGCCCAACUCCCGGCGGAGAGCAAGGCCAGAGGAGCCGUUGCUCGGCGGGUCCCUCGGGGAGCAGGGGAAAGCCUGGGCCGCGGAGGGCGAAGAGGAGGUUUGAACGAGCCCGCUCUCGGACCGGGCCGCCUACUCCUCGGGUUUCCUCCUGUUUCAUAGUCAACCAGAACAAUGUUCUACGCACAUUUUGUCCUCAGUAAAAGAGGGCCACUGGCCAAAAUCUGGCUUGCGGCCCACUGGGAUAAGAAGCUAACCAAAGCCCAUGUGUUUGAGUGUAAUUUAGAGAGCAGUGUGGAGAGUAUCAUCUCACCAAAGGUGAAGAUGGCACUCCGAACAUCAGGACAUCUCUUACUGGGAGUAGUUCGAAUCUAUCACAGAAAAGCCAAAUACCUCCUGGCAGAUUGUAAUGAGGCAUUCAUUAAAAUAAAGAUGGCUUUUCGGCCAGGUGUUGUUGACCUGCCUGAGGAAAAUCGAGAAGCUGCGUACAAUGCCAUUACUUUACCUGAAGAAUUUCAUGAUUUUGAUCAGCCACUGCCUGACUUAGAUGACAUUGAUGUGGCCCAGCAGUUCAGCCUGAACCAGAGUAGAGUGGAAGAGAUAACCAUGAGAGAAGAAGUUGGAAACAUCAGUAUUCUACAAGAAAAUGAUUUUGGUGACUUUGGAAUGGAUGAUCGUGAGAUAAUGAGAGAAGGCAGCGCUUUCGAGGAUGACGACAUGUUAGCAAGCACUGGUGCUUCUAACCUCCUAUUAGAGCCUGAGCAGAGCACCAGCAAUCUUAAUGAGAAAAUUAACCAUUUAGAAUAUGAAGACCAAUAUAAGGAUGACAAUUUUGGAGAAGGAAAUGAUGGUGGUAUAUUAGAUGACAAGCUGAUUAGUAAUAAUGAUGGCGGUAUCUUUGACGACCCCCCUGCCCUGUCUGAGGCGGGGGUGAUGUUGCCAGAGCAGCCUGCACACGAUGAUAUGGACGAGGAUGAUAACGUGUCAAUGGGUGGGCCUGAUAGUCCUGAUUCAGUGGAUCCUGUCGAACCAAUGCCAACUAUGACUGAUCAGACAACGCUUGUUCCAAAUGAGGAAGAAGCCUUUGCUUUGGAACCUAUUGAUAUCACUGUCAAAGAAACAAAAGCCAAGAGGAAGAGGAAGCUCAUUGUUGACAGUGUCAAAGAGUUGGAUAGCAAGACAAUUAGAGCCCAGCUUAGUGAUUAUUCUGACAUUGUUACUACUUUGGAUCUGGCACCACCCACCAAGAAAUUGAUGAUGUGGAAAGAGACAGGAGGAGUGGAAAAACUCUUCUCUUUACCUGCUCAGCCUUUAUGGAAUAACAGACUACUGAAGCUUUUUACACGCUGUCUUACACCACUAGUACCAGAAGAUCUUCGAAAAAGGAGGAAAGGAGGAGAGGCUGAUAAUUUGGAUGAAUUCCUCAAAGAAUUUGAAAAUCCAGAGGUUCCCAGAGAGGACCAGCAGCAGCAACAUCAGCAGCGUGAUGUUAUCGAUGAGCCCAUUUUGGAAGAGCCAAGCCGCCUCCAGGAGACGAUGGAGACCAGCAGGACAAACUUGGAUGAGUCAGCCAUGCCCCCACCACCACCUCAGGGAGUUAAACGAAAAGCGGGACAAAUUGACCCAGAACCCGUGAUCCCUCCUCAGCAGGCAGAGCAGAUGGAAAUACCUCCUGUAGAGCUGCCCCCAGAAGAACCUCCAAAUAUCUGUCAGUUAAUUCCAGAGUUAGAACUUUUACCAGAAAAGGAAAAAGAGAAGGAGAAGGAGAAAGAAGAUGACGAAGAGGAGGAGGAUGAAGAUGCUUCAGGAGGUGAUCAGGAUCAAGAGGAAAGAAGGUGGAACAAAAGGACCCAGCAGAUGCUUCAUGGUCUUCAGCGAGCUCUUGCCAAAACUGGAGCUGAAUCUAUCAGUUUGCUUGAGCUGUGCCGAAACACGAACAGAAAGCAAGCUGCAGCAAAGUUCUACAGCUUCUUGGUUCUUAAAAAGCAGCAAGCUAUUGAGCUGACACAGGAAGAACCAUACAGUGAUAUCAUUGCAACACCGGGACCAAGGUUCCACAUUAUUUGAGCAGCUAGAAGCGUUAGUGCUAGUGUUCAUUUCACUAGUGUGUACAAAUUGCCCCCAUGUGUAGGGCACACAAAACCCUUCCAGAAAAUUUAGAUUUUUGUCUGUACAAAGUCUCUGCCUUUUUUUCAUUUUUUCCAGUAUUUUAAAUUUACCCAUUUCCUCUUAAAGCAGAAUUGUUUGUAUGGUGUUUGUAUUCUGGUGGAGAAAGCAAGCACCCCAAGAUUAAUUUAACAGUCCAGAACAGAUGUGUGCAAUAUUGGCGCAUAUAAUUGAGUAGCAGCGGAAGGUUGGGGUUUUUAUCUUAGUUCUCCAUUACUGCAUUAUAAAGGAGAACGUUUCAGGAAAAAAACACCUGACAGUUAAGAACAGUAGUGUGACUCUUUGACAGAAAUUGUCUUUUCCCAUCAGCAACACCCAGCAGUUUUAGAAGGGACCAUUGUCCUUCAGGGAUGGUUCCCCAAACAGAGACUGUCUUCUCGGGAUGAGUUUUAAAGUAUAAUUUCACAAUUCACCAUGGGGGAGGGGGGGGGGGGCGGGAAUGUGAAAUUAAUUGUACUGUAACUACAAAAAGAUAGGACUUGGUUUAAAGUGCCCUAUUUUGUAAAUCAUUCCAUUUGAAACUUUUUAAUGAAUCUUACUAUACUGAAAUCUGUUGUUUUAGUGAGACUCUAAAAUGAGCCGAAAUAGACUUUUUAGAGUAGAAUGAAUAUAAAAAGCAUCUAUAAUUUUCCAGGAGCUAUAAAUCAAGGUUUUAAAAAGAUGUUUGGACAUAUUUGAGUAUUCAGAUCAUGAAAAUAGAAAUUGCUAUGCUAACUGAAAGGACAGACUGAUGGGAAAUUGUACAACUGGAGGACUUAACCUUUAAGCAGACAGCGCUGUAAAAACUAAUGGCUUCUUUGAUAUUUAUUGUAAGUUUUAGUACUGAUCUUUUUUUCCAAAGCUUGCACACUCCUUUGUUUGGAACUGUAAUAGCUUUGCAACAGAAAUCCAAUAGUUUCCUGUAAUUUAAGUGAAGAAAAACAUCCAAAUAAAGGCUUUAAAUAUUAACAGACCAGGUAGCACAAAAAUUAUGUAACUGUUAUGAUUAUCAAAACAUGUCUUAACUUUUUAGGGCAAAAUUACACACACUAAAAGUUCUAGCUUAAGUGUUGGCACUUGUGUGGAAAAAAAAAAAAAUCAGACUUCAGUGUAUACCCAAUAAUUUUAAAUUAUGUGAGAUGUUUUAAAUUUGUGAACUCGUAAUUACUGUUUUGAUGAUUCAGUUUCUUGAGAAUGGUAAUUGUAUAAAAUUGCUGUUGCCGCUUUAUUUCAGUAUCAUGUGCCUGUAAACCAUGGAUUUUUCUCCCUUUGUAUAAAGACAUUGUAGAUAAUUGAAUGUUUGAUUAUAGAAAGGUCAUUAGUUUCUUGUUACACAUUUUGUUAGUCUGGUUUUUGUUGCUUAUCGGGUUUAAUAUUGUUCUUGAAAAUAGUUGAUGCUAUGUUAUGUAUAACUUUUCUAAUAAAAGUUGUGUUAUAAGCUGUAAA